Molecule: messenger RNA, 1113 nt
Organism: Apaloderma vittatum (bar-tailed trogon)
Lineage: Eukaryota; Metazoa; Chordata; Aves; Trogoniformes; Trogonidae
Gene: SSTR5
Product: somatostatin receptor 5
Exons: 1
Coding region: 1-1113 (370 amino acids)
Biological process (GO): neuropeptide signaling pathway; cellular response to glucocorticoid stimulus; regulation of insulin secretion
Cellular component (GO): membrane; neuron projection
Molecular function (GO): somatostatin receptor activity; neuropeptide binding
Source: RefSeq, a predicted model, not a curated record
AUGGAUCCUUUAUACUUUUCCACCACAUUUAGCACAGAAGCUAGUUCCAUUGAUGUGAAUUCCUCACUGCUGGUAAACGUGACCGAGAAUGGGACGCUCUCAGAGCAGCCCUCAUUCAAAUACAUCCACAAAGUCCUGAUUCCCAUCUGUUACCUCCUUGUGUGUGCAGUCGGACUCAGCGGCAACACGUUGGUCAUUUACGUAGUUUUGCGCUACGCCAAGAUGAAAACUGUCACCAACAUCUACAUCCUGAAUUUAGCUGUGGCCGAUGUCCUCUUCAUGCUGGGGCUGCCCUUCCUGGCAACCCAGAAUGCCAUCUCCUAUUGGCCUUUUGGUUCCUUUUUGUGCAGGCUGGUUAUGACUGUAGAUGGUAUCAACCAAUUCACUAGCAUUUUUUGUUUGACUGUGAUGAGCAUGGACCGCUACCUGGCAGUAGUCCACCCCAUUAAAUCAACCAAGUGGAGACGUCCCAGGGUGGCCAAGCUCAUCAGCGUGACUGUCUGGACUUUCUCGUUCUUGGUGGUGCUUCCAGUCAUCAUCUUCUCGGAUGUGCAGGAAGACUUUCACACCUGCAACAUGAACUGGCCAGAGCCUGUCAACAUCUGGUCAGCGGCAUUCAUCAUCUACACGUCAGUCCUUGGGUUUUUUGGCCCUUUGUUGGUGAUCUGUCUCUGCUACUUGCUGAUCGUGAUUAAAGUCAAAUCUUCGGGGAUCCGAGUCGGGUCUACGAGGCGCAGGAGAUCAGAGAGGAAGGUGACCAGGAUGGUGGUGAUCAUUGUGGUGGUCUUUGUGUUUUGCUGGCUCCCAUUUUAUGUAAUGAACAUCGUCAAUUUGAUAUUUAUACUGCCGGAAGACCCCGUGUUGUCAGGGGUGUACUUCUUUGUGGUGGUCCUGUCCUAUGCGAACAGCUGUGCCAACCCCAUUCUUUAUGGGUUUCUUUCUGACAACUUCAAGCAGAGUUUUCAGAAAGUCCUUUGCCUUCGAAAGAGCAACGGUGUAGAGGAUGGUGACCCCAUUGAACACAGGCAAGAGAACAGCAGCCGCUUGCAGGAAUCAAUGUUAACCCAGAGAAAUAUUGAAUUCAAUGGACACAUGCAGACUAGCAAGGUGUAA